CUUAUUGUAAGGGGGAAGAACUGGAAGUAAUGCUAGAAACUUUAAAAGAUUAUGAAGCAAAUUUUGAAGCAAGCAACAAUGAACAGAAAACUGCUCUUCAUCAAUUAUUUAAUAACAAAAAGUUAAAUGUGACUAGUACGACUAGUGCAAUAAAAAUAUUGUGUAACAACGGCUGUCCAAUAAAUGCGCGUGACAAGUCGGCCUAUCAAUUAUUCAAUGCGCCUACCGCAUUGUUCUUGGCCAUACAUUACAAUUGGCCAAUAGAGACCAUUGAGUUAUUAUUAAAAAAAGGAGCAGACGCCCGGAUAUGGGAUGAGGAAAAGAAUAUGAAUAUACUAUGUCUGGCGACACAGAAAAAAAAACCGAAACUGAUUAAAUGGUUAUUAAAACACGUAUAUUGUUUGUCGGAACCUCAGAGCAUAAAGAUAGAGAGGCGAUACGGUUCGUUAUUGACCAAAGAAUCAAUGAUACUAUUGACGUGGCAGGUAGAUAUUGGUGGGUUAAAGCGAAAAUCGGCGAAAUUUAAUAAUCUAGAAAAUUACCCUCCAACAAAAAAAAAUGUUACUUAA
Molecule: messenger RNA, 569 nt
Organism: Acaulospora morrowiae
Lineage: Eukaryota; Fungi; Glomeromycota; Glomeromycetes; Diversisporales; Acaulosporaceae
Source: the annotation of a GenBank genome assembly